AUGGCCAGCAUGCGAGCAGCCAAGACGGUGCGCGAGGCCAUACCCGUCGCCGACUAUCACAUGCGCAGCGAGGACGAGACCGAGGACGCCAUGGACGAAAGCAAGAACAGCAUGGACGAGAGUCAAGCCACCCAGUCCGAUGGAAGCGACGAGGAGGUCGAGGCCUCGGUCCAGGACGACAUUCAUCGCUUCGAACAGUCGUUCAAGAACAUUUCACAGCGCUUCCGUCUGAUCAACCGCAUCGGCGAAGGCACCUUUUCCACCGUCUACAAGGCCGAAGACCUCCUCUACGACAAGUACAAGAACGACUGGAACGACAUGUCCCUCUCCCCACAAGCAAAGACAGCACGAGACCGUCCACGCGCUCGCUACGUCGCCAUCAAGAAGAUCUACGUCACCUCGUCGCCCAUGCGCAUCUUCAACGAGCUCGAACUGCUCUACGACCUUCGCGACUCGCAGAAUGUCUGUCCGCUCAUCACCGCUUUCCGCCAUCAAGACCAGGUCGUUGCCGUCCUGCCAUACUUUCAGCACCGUGACUUUCGCGACUACUUCCGCGACAUGACCGUCAACGAUAUGCGUGUCUACUUUAACCAGCUAUUCACCGCCGUCCGCGCCGUCCACGAGCACCAGAUCAUUCACCGCGACAUCAAGCCCACAAACUUCCUAUACUCGCCCACCACCCAGAAGGGCGUCCUCGUUGACUUUGGUCUGGCCGAGCGAGAAGGAACCGACUGGCACCAUUGCAACUGCCAGUACUCAAUCUCGGACCGCCAACACCGCUACCAGAACUCUCUCUACUCUUCGAUCCGCACACAAUAUCGGGAUGCUGGCCAGCUACCACCACCUCCGUCAUACCCUAAAGAGGACUCGAGGAACUCUCGCAGAGCGAACCGCGCCGGCACGAGAGGUUUUCGCGCUCCCGAAGUUUUGCUGAAGUGCACUUCCCAAACCUGUAUAAUCGACAUUUGGAGUUGCGGCAUCAUUCUCCUCACUCUUCUGAGUCGCCGCUUCCCUUUCUUCCACUCUGCCGACGACAUCGAUGCCUUCAUCGAGCUGUGCAGUAUCUUUGGCAAACGGCGCAUGAACGAGGCUGCUUUACUGCACGGCCAGGUCCUGCAAACCAACAUUCCCACCAUCAGCGAGAACGGCCACAGUUGGGAGAAGAUCUUGCUGUGGUGUACCGAGCGUCGUAAGACGGACCUGCCGCUCACUGACGAGGAAAAAGAAGCCGUCCAGUUCAUGUCUCUUUGUCUCGAGCUUGAUCCCUCGAAGCGUAUAUCAGCCGACGAGGCGCUUGAGCAUCCUUUCUUGAACCUCGGUGCUUCAAAUGGCUCAGGAUUGAAUCCUGAUGAAGAGUGA
Molecule: messenger RNA, 1359 nt
Organism: Aureobasidium uvarum
Lineage: Eukaryota; Fungi; Ascomycota; Dothideomycetes; Dothideales; Saccotheciaceae
Source: the annotation of a GenBank genome assembly